Ailuropoda melanoleuca (giant panda) is the source of this 582-nucleotide messenger RNA. It is a transcript of the gene BCL2L10, whose product is annotated as BCL2 like 10. Gene Ontology annotation, biological process: release of cytochrome c from mitochondria; regulation of apoptotic process; extrinsic apoptotic signaling pathway in absence of ligand. The transcript has 2 exons. Lineage: Eukaryota; Metazoa; Chordata; Mammalia; Carnivora; Ursidae. The record is from RefSeq and is a predicted model, not a curated record. Bases 1 to 582 code for a protein of 193 amino acids. Gene Ontology annotation, molecular function: BH domain binding. Gene Ontology annotation, cellular component: mitochondrial outer membrane.
AUGGCGGACGCGUUGAGGGAGCGCACGGCGCGGCUGCUGACCGACUACCUGGAGUACUGCGCCCGGGAGCCCGGCACCCCUGCGCGGGCGCCGUCCACGCCCGAGGCCGCGGUGCUGCGUUCGGUGGCCGCCCAGGUACAGCAGCGUCACGAGCGCUUCUUGUCCGAUUACCGCGGCUACGGCGGCAACCGCGUGGAGCUGGUGGCUCAGGUGGAGCGGGAGAUACUCGCCCACCCCCAGCCCCUAAGCUGGGGCCGUGUGGUGGCGCUCUUGACCUUCGCGGGCACACUGCUGGAGAGAUCGCCGUCGGGGACCUACUCGAACCUGGGGCCGGACCAGGAACUGGAGCUGGGGGAGUGGGAGGCCGGCGUCCGCCAGGACUGCCGGCACCUGGUGGACUUCCUCUGCAAUCGGCUCACGGGACAGCAUCGCGCCUGGCUGGAGGCGCACGACGGCUGGGAUGGCUUUUGUCUCUUCUUCACACCCAUGCUGCCGUCGUCUUGGAAAAGACUGCUGGCCCAGGCUCUUCUGUCCUGCUUCACAGCGGUGAUCUUAAUCUACUUCUGGAAAAGGUUAUUGUGA